This is a messenger RNA of Gongylonema pulchrum, 261 nucleotides long. NCBI's taxonomy places the organism in Eukaryota, Metazoa, Nematoda, Chromadorea, Rhabditida, Gongylonematidae. The record is from the annotation of a GenBank genome assembly.
AUGCAGCGGAACGAUGCUUCUUUUAGGACAUUUUUGGAUUUAUCAUGCGCUGACAAAUGCUUUGAGCAUAUCCUUGCUCGUACGAUGAUGUUUGAUAGAAAUGCUAUUUCAAGCUUAUUUUUACCGGCUUUUGAAAGUGCAAUGGAAACAGUAGUGGAACGUAUGGCUGUUCUGAACAUAUCAAAAGUAGAGCUGGUCGCACUGAGUGCCGUACUGCUCCUUGAUCCAUGUAUGGCUUUCCCGACAGUGAUCAAUUUUUGA